GGGGGCUGGAGUCCGGGACGGGCUCCCGGAGUUACUCACAGUUUCUCCCGGCCGCGGACACCAUGGGCCAGUCGGGCUGCCCGCUUCGGGGCCUCCUGCUUCUGGCUCUGAUCGGUCGCCCAGGCUGCCUGGCCGUGGUGCAGAUCUCAGUGCCAGCGCAGGUCGAGGUGUUGCUGGGAUCCCUGGUCACCAUCCCCUGCACACACAGUAUCACUGGGUCACCUGACACCCGUCUGGUGGAAUGGUUCGUCACGGACCGGGACGGGGAGAGGCGGCGUGUGGCUUACAGCGAGGGGGGCCAUGGGGGGGUGGACCAGGGCACCGAGUACUCAGGCCAUGUCUACAUGGACCCCGAUCUCAGCCUGGUUCUGCCGAAGGCCGACGUGAGAGACGAGCGGGCCUUCUCCUGCCAAGUGACAGCAGGGGCCGCAGGCAGCGCCGAGGGGGUGGCCCAGCUCCGGGUGUACGAACCCCCCGAACCUCCGGAGCUCACAGCUAACCCCGGGAUCCUGUCCGUGAUGGAGCGGUCGGUGUCAGAGAUUGCCACCUGCAGCAGCCGGAACGCCAACCCCGCCCCCACCAUCAGCUGGUUCAAGGAUGGGGCCCGCCUGGAAGCGCCUACUGAACGCAAUGACGACAUGUACGUGGUGUCUCGCUCCGUGAAGGAGGCCUCAGGGCUGCAGUCUGUGUCCAGCACCCUCUAUCUGCGCCCCAGCAAGGCUGACAAGGAUGCCCAGUUCCAGUGCCUGGUCCAGUACCCGCUGCCCCAGGGGAAGGUGGGCAACACCACCUCAGAGCGCUUCAGCCUCGUGCUGCACUAUUUCACGGAGAACGUGGAGUUCAUGCUGGAGUCUCCUCUGGUGAUCAAGGAGGGGGACGACGUGAGGCUGCGCUGCCGGGGGGAUGGGCAGCCGGAGCCGGAGUACAUCUUCUACCGGGUGCAGGCCUCCAAGGUCAUGGAACUGGCCACCAAGCAGGACGGGGUCCUGAUCCUGCCCAGCGUUUCCAGGGCCAACAGCGGGACCUACCGGUGCCAGGUGCUGGACUUCGACAGCCCCCCUGAGGUGCAGCUGGAGAAGGAGGUGACCAUCCACGUCAACUACCUGGACCCCCUGACCCUGCACCCAGGCAGACGAGUGACAGUGCCCCUGGGUGGAGACGUCACACUCACCUGCUCCGGACAGGGCUCCCAGCCCCCCAAACUGGUGUGGAGGAAGGGCAAGGAGCGAGUGGCUCAUGGUGGCACCCACACCCUGCACUCCGUCUCAUACCACGUGGCCGGCACUUACACCUGCGAGGCCUCCGUGCCCAGUGUGCCAGGGCUGCAGCGGGACCAGACCAUCCAGGUUACCGUGGAAGGUACGGAGCUCUCCCCUGGGUUUCCUGAUGGUCGUCGCGACCAACCUCAGUCGCGCCGACUGCCAAAGCCCGAUCUGUGGCUAGCACAGAGUGUGGCACUGGGACCAGUACGCAAGGCGCACUGGUACCUUGAACGAAAUCCGGAAACCCAUGCGACCAGAGGAACGGUGCUGGAGGUCGAUCGAGAUCUCGAGGUUGGAGUGGCUACAGGAGUCACAGUGGCUGUAGCGGUGCUGGGAGGUGAACAGUCCGGAUAUGGGUUUCGGGUGAACGGGACACCGACCGUGGCGGCGGAAUGCGACCGGUGCCGAGGAAGAGCAGCGCGGGACUGCAAGUGGCGUCGGAAGAGGAGUGCCGAUGGAACUUGGACGCGUCUCGCGGACCGUAUCAUGAACGUGGUGCCGCCCUGCUGCGCUGACAGAGGAUGGUCGUACAAGGAGGCUUGCCAAGAGACUGUUGAGCAAGCCGCACCGGCGGUGCCGGGGUUCAGGCAGCACCACUGUCUGUCACGGCAAUGA
Molecule: messenger RNA, 1877 nt
Organism: Chelonoidis abingdonii (Abingdon island giant tortoise)
Lineage: Eukaryota; Metazoa; Chordata; Testudines; Testudinidae
Source: RefSeq, a predicted model, not a curated record